Porites evermanni is the source of this 708-nucleotide messenger RNA. NCBI's taxonomy places the organism in Eukaryota, Metazoa, Cnidaria, Anthozoa, Scleractinia, Poritidae. The record is from the annotation of a GenBank genome assembly.
AAUGGGUACCCACACGUUCAAUGGUCGGAUGAUGAUGACGACGACGAUGACGAUUAUGAUAAAUACAAUACUUCUAUAACUCCAAAUGCAUCUCUUAACUUUUCGGGGAGUCGCUCUAAAAGUUUUGAAAGUUUAUGGAGGUCCGCAUCUGCCCAAGCAAGGUCAAAUACUUCAUUAAGUAGGAGUUUUGAGUCACAGGCAAUGCCAGUUGAAGACUUUUAUAUGCAUACUGCCCAACCACCAGUUCCCAAGGAAGUUGUUAAGCAAAUACGAGAUGGAAAUUAUAUUAACUUUCAAGAACUUCUUCCUGAGAAUCUUGGAAGAGAAAAUGCAAAGAACAAGGUGAUGAUUGAUGAAACUGAAAGAGUGGAUGAUAUCACUAAGUGGAUUGAUUGCAUGGCUACUUAUGUUGCGGUGUUUACCUGUAGUGAUCCUAAUCGAAUUAGAGAUUUAUUGGCCUAUCAAGGCAUAAUAACCAGAUUAUACCGUGAAUGCCAGAACAAGAAAGCUUGGCAACGAUAUGAUGUUGCAUUCAGGCGGAAAGCAUCUCAGAAUGGACUGAGAGACUGGAGCACAGUUGAUGAAAACUUAUGGAUAAUGGCUUCAUCCCGAGAUGCAAGGAGAGCUAUCCUCUGUAAAGCUUGUUUGUCUCUAGCACAUGACCAAAACUCUUGUCCGCUGAAACCUAAAGAAGAAGUAUCAAAGACU